AUGAAUGAAGUUCCACCUGAAUCUUUGAGUGGUGAGCAAGUUUAUUCUGAGCGGUUAAAAGGUGUCAAUCCACCAAAAACGUCCCAGUGCGGUGGAAAUGGUCACGAUAAGAAGAAACCCGGAUAUGGGAAGAACCAUAACUGGCACAAAGAAAGCAUAUUCUGGGAGUUGCCGUACUGGAGGGACCUAAAUCUUCGACAUAAUCUUGAUGUUAUGCAUAUUGAGAAGACUUUUUCCGACAACAUCAUGAGUACUCUUAUGAGUGUGAAGGGUAAGUCGAAAGACACAAUCAAGUCAAGAUUGGAUAUAGAACUUCUCUGUGAUCGGCAACACUUACAUGUUGAUAGUCGUGGUCAAGCUCCUUUUCCUCCCUACACACUGGGUGAGAGCGCAAGAAAAAGUUUAUUGGAAUGUGUGAAAGUAGGGGUAAAAUUUCCAGACGGUUAUGCUUCCGACUUAGCUAACUGUGUUGAUAUAGAGAAGCGCAAGUUUUCAGGCAUGAAGAGUCAUGACUGCCAUGUGUUUAUGGAGAGGCUACUUCCAUUUAUAUGUGCAGAACUCCUAGACAAGAACGUCCAUCUUGCUUUAUCAGCUGAACUAGGAGGCCCCGUGCAAUAUAGGUGGAUGUAUCUUUUCGAAAGAUAUUUUAAGAAGUUGAAAGCGAACGCAACGAACAAAAGCCAUGCAGCAGGGUCGAUAGUUGAAGCAUAUAUCAAUGCUGAGAUUGCUUAUUUCUCAGAACACUACUUCGCUGACAGUAUACAAACGAAAUCGAGGUUUACAAGAUUUGAAGUAGGUGAAGUCCCUGUAUAUCAUGUUGAAGGAGUACCGGAUAUAUUUAUUCAGGCAGGUCGUCCAAGCGGGGAAAUGCAAGAAAUUUGGCUUUCCGAAAAAGAUUAUCUAUGCGCACAUGCUUAUGUUUUGCGAAAUUGUGAUUAUUUUCAGCCAUUUGAGAGCAUGUUCGAAGAUUUUCUUUCUGUAAAAUAUCCAGACCUUUCUGAAAGAGAUCUCUCCGCGAAGAGAGCUGAGGAAUAUCAUAUAUGGGUGAAAGAUUAUGUUACUCACUGGAGCGAAACACAUCCUUUUCCUGCUUGGGUUAAAGAGUUUGUACAAGGACCCGUGAAUAAAGCCAAAACCUGGCCAAUUUAUUUCACUCGAGGUCUUCUGUUUCAUACCCAAACGCAUGGUGAGGGACGAAAGACUUGCAACUAUGGAGUAUGUGCUAAAGGAGAGAGUUAUACAAAUGCAGCUGAUGAAUCUCAGUACUAUGGGAUCUUAACAGAUAUCAUACAAAUCGAGUACGAGGGUAUAGUCGAUUUGAAAAUCACACUUUUUAAGUGUAAAUGGUAUGACCCUGUUAUUGGUAGAGGCACUCGGCGGAAAAAUGGCGGAAUAGUGGAUGUUCUCUCAUCGAGAAAAUACUACAAAUAUGAUCCAUUUAUUCUAGCAUCUCAACCAGAUCAAGUUUGUUAUAUUCCAUAUCCAUAUGUAAGAAAACCGAAGCAGUCUUGGCUCAAUGUUCUAAAAGUGAAUCCGAGGAGAAUCAUUUUUGGAGAAUAUGAAGACAAAGAUCCGGUGACUUUGCAACAAGAAAACGAUGAUGCUGUUUUGAUGACCACAGUUGAAGACCUUGAAGUCAACCAUUUGGUACAUGCUCCUGGAGAACCGAUCAAUAUUGAUUUCGACGUGGCAGAUGCAGAACCUAAUGAUGAAUUCCGAUGUAAUUUAUCAUCUUCAGAUGAUGAUGAAGAUGGAGAUGAAGAUGAACCGUACUAA
Molecule: messenger RNA, 1776 nt
Organism: Brassica napus (rape)
Lineage: Eukaryota; Viridiplantae; Streptophyta; Magnoliopsida; Brassicales; Brassicaceae
Exons: 6
Coding region: 1-1776 (591 amino acids)
Source: RefSeq, a predicted model, not a curated record